AUGAGGCACCACGUCGCGAGAUUAGUCAAAGAUGGACUCUAUAAAGAAGCCAUUGCCCUCUUCGCCUACAACCACUCUAAUGCACUCCCUCCAUCAAAAUUCACUUUUCCUUACAUACUCAAAGCCUGCGCAGACCUGAAGGCGGCCUCCCAUGGCCGAAUGCUCCACGCCCACCUCCUCAAGUCCGGACUUACAAACAAGCAUACUACCACCGACCUCACCAACAUGUACAUGAAACUCGGCCUGCUCCACUCUGCCGCCAACCUGUUUGACGAAAUUCCUAACCCGGGACUUUCCAUCCUUAACGUCCUCAUUUCCGGGUUAUCGCAAAACGGGCUUUUCCAGGAAAGCUUUAGGAUUUUCAGAGAGUAUAGCUUACCUAGUCUCAGGCUUGAUUCCGUCACGAUUGCCAGCCUGGCAUCUGCUUGUGUGAAUGUGGUCAAUGGGGUGCAGUUGCACUGUUUGGCGGUCAAGCUUGGUGUGGAAAGCAGUGCUUUUUCAGCGACUUCUCUUGUGACCAUGUAUUUGAACUGUGGGGAGCUGGGCUGGGCCGGGAG
Molecule: messenger RNA, 557 nt
Organism: Striga hermonthica
Lineage: Eukaryota; Viridiplantae; Streptophyta; Magnoliopsida; Lamiales; Orobanchaceae
Source: the annotation of a GenBank genome assembly